CUUGGAAUUUUCAUAUUCAGACCAUCAACUUAAUUCAUGGAAGAAGACUUGACCGAAACUGGUGGACUAUGGCUAUAUAUGUGCAUGUGCCUCUUUGGAAGCCAGUCAGCUCAUACUUCUGCUGGACUAUGGCUUCCAUCGGCUGUGCGUUACUACUCUACCUUGCACAUCUCCACAUACUACUCUCCACCUUCAGCACCCAUGCUGAUGCUGGUAACCUCAGUCACCUCCCUGUUCCUUUUCGGUGCCAUCUAGGUCAAGCUAAGGCACUCCUCAAGCUGAAGAAGUCCUUCUCCUUCGUUGAAUCUACCACCACGCUUCCGUCAUGGCGAGAUGGCACCGACUGCUGUCUCUGGGAGGGUGUUGGCUGCGACGCCUCCUCUGGUAAUGUCACGGUGCUCGACCUCAACAAUCGUGGCUUGUCCAGUAACGGCUUGGACCCAGCGGUCUUCAGCCUCGCAUCCCUUCGACGCCUCGACCUUAGCAUGAAUGAUUUCAGUCCAAACUGGAGCAACCCAGUAUCACUGAGGCCAGACAACAUCCCUGCUACUGGAUUUGAGAGGUUCCCUUUGCUAACCCACCUAAAUCUUUCCAAUUCGGGCUUUUCUGGCCAGAUACCUGUUGGCAUCAGUAAACUGGUGAACCUUCUCUCCUUGGAUCUUUCCAGUUCCUUUGAUUAUGAGUACAAUGGUAUGCCCACUUCGAACUACAUUGACACUUUUAGCUAUUUGUUGGAAGCCAAUUUUGAUACCCUAGUGGCAAACCUCAGCAAUCUAAGAGAGCUCUACCUUGACGGAGUGGAUUUGUCUCCUAGUGGAGAAGAGUGGUGCAUAUCUCUUGCUACAUCUGUUCCUCGUCUUCACGUACUUAGCUUGGGCUUUUGCAACCUGAGCGGUCCUAUUCAUAAAUCCCUCUCAAGACUCCAUUCUCUCGCUGUGAUCAACCUCCAAGGAAACAAUGCUCUAACUGCCGGUCCAUUUCCAGAGUUCUUCAUGGAUUUUCCCAAUUUAACCGUGCUUCAACUUUCUGAUACUAAUCUUGAGGGGUGGUUUCCCUCCAGGUCCUUUCAAUCGAAAAAUCUAAGGGUCCUCGAUUUGUCCUAUAAUGAGGAUCUCGGAGGGCAUUUGCCAAGUUUAUCUAAUUCUAAUUCUCUAGAGACUUUGAGAAUAGGCCUGACAACCUUUUCGUAUGCUAAACCUACAUCUUCCAGCAAUUUCCACUCAUUGAAGGAGUUAAGUCUUGGCGGGAAUAAUUUAGAUUCCAUGGAUUUGCUCUCUUCAUUCGGUAGGCUUGGGUCUCUAUGCCAGCUGGAAUUUAUUGUUGACUCAAUAAGUGAGUUAGGAUCAAUUGUCUCUUGGAUUCGAAACCACAAGAACUUGCAGAGCUUGGCACUCCUUGGACGCGACUUCUAUGUGACAACACCUUCCUUAGUGAGCAGCUUCAAGACCUUGAGAAGUUUGACCGUGGUUGACUGCAUCAUACCCAGGCCAAUACUUUCUGCAAUUGUCAACCUCAUGGACUUGCAAACACUGGAAAUGAUUGACUGCACGUCAUACGGUUCAAUGCCAUCUUCUGUUGGCAACCUCACAAAUUUGAGGAACAUGAAUAUCAUAGGUUGUGAGUUUUCAGGGCCAAUGUCGGCUGCAAUUGGCAACCUCACAAAUUUGAGGAACAUGCAUAUCCUUGAUUCUGCGUUUUCAGGGCCAAUGCCGGCUGCAAUUGGCAGCCUCACAAAAUUGAGAAACAUGUAUAUUAUUGAUUCUUACUUUUCAGGGCCAAUGCCGGCUGCAAUUGGCAACCUCACUAACUUGAAAACCAUGGCAAUUCAUAGUGAGUUUUUUGGGACGAUACCUUAUGCAAUCGGGCAGCUCAAAAAAUUGACAUGGUUAGAUCUUGAAGGCUGCAACUUUUCUGGGAGCAUACCAAGUUCAAUUGUUAAUUUGACUCAGCUAACCAUACUGGAUCUUUCACAUAAUUCUCUCAAUGGGGAAAUUCCAUCAUCUAUUUUCACUCUUCCAGUAUUACGCAACCUGGAUCUUUCUUGGAACCAGCUUUCCGGCCGUAUACGAGAGUUUGACAAGGCACAUUCACAGUUGGAGUCUGUGGACUUGAGCACAAAUGAAUUCUCAGGUCCUAUUCCCAAGGCAUUCUUUCAACUAACAAGCUUGAAGCAUGUGGACCUUAGCUCGAACAACUUGAGAGGGGAAAUUCCAUCAUCUAUUUUCACUCUUCCAGUAUUACGUAGCCUGUGUCUUUCUGGGAACCAGCUUUCUGGUCCUAUACGAGAGUUUGACAAGGCACCUUCACAGUUGGAGUCUGUGGACUUGAGCAAAAAUAAAUUCUCAGGUCCUAUUCCCAAGACAUUCUUUCAACUAACAAGCUUGAAGCAUGUGGACUUUAGCUCGAACAACUUGAGAGGUUUGGUGGACUUUACCUCGUUUUGGAGAUUAAGUAGCCUUACCUAUUUGAAUCUCUCACAUAACAUGCUCACUGGUAUUCAACUUACUUCAGAUGUUCUCCCUUCUACUUCACUAGUCAGUCUUGAUCUUAGUUUCAAUAGACUUGGGGGGCGGAUCCCUAUGCCAAACUCAUCAGUAGAAUUCUUGGAUUAUUCAAACAACAGAUUUUCUUCUGUUCUUCCAAACUGGGCUUUCUAUCUUAGUUACACCAGGUAUCUCAUCAUGUCCAAAAAUAGUAUAAAUGGGCAUAUACCUACUUCAUUUUGCAAUUCAAUGCUGGUUAUCCUUGACCUAUCACAUAACAACUUUAGUGGCUCGGUUCCAUCUUGUCUGAUAGAAAAUGGUCAGUUGCGGGUUUUAAACUUGAGGGAGAAUCACUUUGAAGGGAUGUUGCCUUCCAAUAUUACAACCCGAUGUGCUUUACAUACGAUAGAUCUACAUGGCAAUAAGAUUGAAGGGCAGAUUCCCAGGGGACUUUCUAACUGCUCGCAAUUGGAGGUUCUGGACCUUGGAGGCAACCAAAUAGCUGACACUUUCCCAUCUUGGCUGAUGGGGCUUUCCAAUCUUUAUGUGCUAGUCCUGAGAUCCAACCAAUUUUAUGGCGCCAUAAGUGAUAUUGUUGGGGAUAACAGAUCUGAGGAAUGUUUCUCGAGCUUGCAAAUUAUCGAUCUUGCCUCAAACAAUUUCUCUGGGAAUUUGAGAUCCCAAUGGUUCGAGCGGUUAGAAAUGAUGAUUUUCAAGAUCAAUAGUCAAGGAGAAAUUAUCUCUGCUCUAAAUGUCUCAACCCCUAAUGGAUUCUAUCAAGAUUCUAUUGAGAUCACAUACAAGGGGUCUUAUAUGUUGUUUGAAAGGACCUUGACUACCCUAACAGCAAUUGACUUCUCAAACAAUAGAUUGGAGGGUACCCUUCCUGAAUCAAUUGGAAGACUUGUAUCACUACGCGUGCUAAACAUGUCACACAACGCCUUCACGGGAAAAAUUCCAGCCCAACUUGGCAGCAUGACUGAUUUGGAGUCACUAGACCUAUCCUGCAACCAACUCUCACGGGAGAUUCCACAAGAGCUAACUAAUCUCACCUUUCUUGCCUCCCUGAACUUGUCAAACAACCGCUUGGUGGGAAAGAUACCGCAAUCGCGUCAGUUCUCUACAUUCGAUAGCAAUUCAUUUGACGGGAAUGCAGGACUAUGCGGACCGCCACUAUCUAAAUUACCUUGUGGUGCUUUGCCUUAUACUCCAAUUGUGCCAGACGUAGACAACUCCUCUCAUCAUGUUGAUGUGGUCUUGUUUCUCUUCAUCGGGCUGGGCUUUGGUGUCGGAUUUGCAGCUGCUAUUGUGCUGAAAUGGGGUCGGAUCGGAAGAUGGUUUAUUGCAACUGCAAGAGCUUUGCUAACUUGAUCGCCGAUGGGAAGAUGAGAGUCUAUUUCCGAAUCCAAGCAUUAUGCUUUCCUCUAAGGUAGCUGUGAUGAGGUGCCCAGGUGUAGUGCACUAUCAACUUCUAGAUGUAUUUAUUAUAAGCCUCUUCCAUACCUGUUACUUAAGUAUUGUACUUAUAGCAGAUUAAUCUUCAGGUGUACAUUAAGUGUGGAGUGCUUUCAUGCAUCUGGCAUUACACAAUAUAUGUACUACUAGGCAGCAGCGGAGGCGCUCUAUGUUGUCGUGCGUCCAAUGUUCAUUGUAACCUACCUGUUCGAUGCUACUGUUAGUAGCAUGGUAUUGUUUGAUU
Messenger RNA from Phragmites australis (common reed), 4182 nucleotides. Its product is annotated as receptor-like protein 19. Bases 69 to 3854 code for a protein of 1261 amino acids. Gene Ontology annotation, molecular function: protein binding. NCBI's taxonomy places the organism in Eukaryota, Viridiplantae, Streptophyta, Magnoliopsida, Poales, Poaceae. The record is from RefSeq and is a predicted model, not a curated record. The transcript has 3 exons.